CAUUUGGUGUUACCCGUACUACUGCUCUCCGCAACCGCCUAUUUUCCUGCUCUGCGCUGCUCCUCACAAAGCCGCCUACAUUCAUCCCAAAAUUCCAGGAUCAGAAAUACGGAGUAGGUAUACAGUAGGUAUGGCAUAGGUACGUCUGCUACGGAGUAGCCUUGCUAUACGAACAACUAUACCUACAAUAUAGGAGAGGUCCACAUUUUUGUGAUGUUACUACUGUUAGACGAUUUCUGACGAGUUCCCCCAUUUCCCCCGUUUCCUGUCACAUCAUGGCGGCCCGUCUCUCGCUUCAACAGCCAACAACUCCGCAAUCCGCGUACACACGUUUUGAGACUCUCGAUCUAUAUCCGUCUGCUGACGUCAACGAGCCGCAGCUCGCGCUAGACUUUUACGCGUCGGACGCGUUGUUUGCGCGGCAUUCUCGCCCGCCAGUGCGUCCUAGCUGCUCUGCGCAAGCUCUCCACGCGAUACCCAGUGCCGCUUCAUGCGGAAGUUCCGCCGCCCUUCGCUGCGGCGGGAACACGGCGCCGUCCGCCCGCCGCCGCGCCCUUUCCGCCUCCGAGUGCGGAAGAAUCUUGUCCCCCUCGCCUCCCCGCGCGAACAAACCCGCCACCUGCGCGUUCCGCCGCCGCCGCCACCAGCUCACGCUCUCGAAGUUAUCCCCCUCCAAAGUCGCGGCAACCCAGCGCUCGGGCUCAAAUCCUGGGAGCUCGUUCAACUUCUCUCCUGAAGAUGAUAAACGCGCGACGUCUCGAGUCUUCGCCAGGAGUAACGCUUAUUCCACCCCAGUGACUGUGGUCCGAAGCAGGCUGGCGAAUCAAGCAGAUCCAUACACGCAGAUGGUCGGAUCACAUGCGGAAGCGUCAUCAUCUCGGACAGAAUCCGAGCUACAUCAAGCAGAUCGUGCAAUGGCUGCUGCACAUCCAGCAAGGACACCAUCAUGCGAUGAAGAGAGUGCAGCCGCGAGAGGGUGCAUGCCAUUUCUUGUGCGGGGAAGGAGAGCCAUGAGAGGACGACAGCCGGGAAGCAGUGGGAGCAGGGGAAGCAGUGCGAGGCCCAGCAGUGCUCCUUCCUCUCCCCGUUCACCAGGGGCUUGCAGCAGCAGCAGCACCACCACCACCACAAGCGGCGACUGCUGUAGCAGGAGGGCUGCGACUGGGAAUUCCCAGCUUGUCAAGCCGUGCCUCACUGCGCCUUCUAGCACCACCACCACUACCAGUAACCCUGAAGAGGGCUCGCCCAGGAGGAGCCCGAGGCGGGUGAACUUUGUCAGAUAUGUUGAGGUUUUGGAGUAUGUUGCAUAGGCAGAUAGAAUUCUUCCCUUACCAUUAAGUAACGUAUCCUCCUUUUAGGAUCAUUUGAUCGUAGCAUCGUAAUCUCUCUCGAUCUGUCAGCAGUGCGAAACACCCGCAUCGUACUGUAGAAGCAUUUUCACUCCAAGCAAUGCUGGAGUUCUCACAUUCAGCAUUUAUCUGCGCGUGGAACGCCAUCGUCAUUCUCGCUAGAGCUUCCCGUUCCCUACCACACUGCAUCCGACGUUCGCAGAUCUAGCAAAUUCCGUAUCAUUCUCGAGCUUCCGGAGCUGAAACCCCUUUCUGUUAUGGCAGCGUAGCAGCGUACUACCGUGCCUCGUUGUUGGCUCGGAUGCAUCGCAUCGCGAAGCGUCGCGUCGAAUGCAGCGCGAAGCGUCGCGGCAAUGCUGCAGCUCCCGUCCCCGUAACGUUGUGCUACACAGUGCCAGCUCGUGACGUGUCGGUCGGAGAUUGAGUGCUUCGAUCGAGUCGUGGUGUGCGUUGAAUGGACUCGAAACGUUCUGCUCCGAGCCGGAGCAAACGAACGAGCCUCCGCGGGCCGCCUGGAGGGGACGACCGCCACAGUCACUGUGGUGUCGACGAUCAGCGAUCGACGAUGGACGACCGACGGUCGAUAAUCGAUGGAGGAAGGAAGGACGGUCGAGACGCCAGUUGACGGUGGAUGCGAAGGAGGGCAGGAAGCUUCCGAAAGUCCUAACGGACUCCGAGCUUCGCAACAGUCAUGGUGCUAGUACUAAGCACGCAGAGCUUAGCGGUCCGGCCCACCCUACGGCCUGCAAACCUCUCUCCAGUGGUCCACCUUAAGGCCUGGCGCUGCGUGCUUACUAAGCACUACUAGUAGUACUAGUACUAGUACUUCGUCAACAAGUUAUUUUCCAUAUGAGUACUACUCGUAGUUCUCUACCAUCCCAUCCGUGCUAGCAGCACUCCGAGCACUCCGAGCUCUCCGAGCACUCCAAGCACUACUACCACUGAGACUCUUGGUGCUCUCUUCAACAGCCAUCACUUCCCCUGCUCUCCGCCGCGCUGCUCAGUCACACACCUUCAUUACUAUCACAUUUCGAGAACAAUCCCACCUAACGUAACCCUUUCACACCAUGGCGUGCCAUCGCUCCCUUCAAUCCCCAGCGGCAACAACGGCUGCAGUCCCUCAAACUACGAACUUUUCACCUUCAGAGCCUCUCUAUCGGUAUCCCUCACUCCCACUGGACGGUGAGCCAUUUCCGCCUUUGCG
Closterium sp. NIES-67 is the source of this 2553-nucleotide messenger RNA. The record is from the annotation of a GenBank genome assembly. NCBI's taxonomy places the organism in Eukaryota, Viridiplantae, Streptophyta, Zygnematophyceae, Desmidiales, Closteriaceae.